AUGUCAACAGAAGGAAGCGGAGAGACACCUUCGACGGUGCCAAGUUUGCCGGGGGCACCGGAGCAAACGUACUUAUUUCCAAAGGCAAAGGGACACUCAAGGUCUGUAAGUCAUGGUGGAACACCGACUCUCAGUGGCAACCUUGCGGCACCGCGGCCGCCUCUCAAAUCUGCAUUACGUGGACAUCAGCGUGCGUUAUCCCAUGGCCAGAUCGGGGAAGGAGGUCGCGCUGCGUCGAGCUCUGGACACAGCAGAACUGGUAGCCGCACAGAUUUUAUACUACCGCCAGGUCAUCGUGAGCCGGCACCCGUCAGUGCACAGCCACGGAUCAAUUCGCUUCGCGGACAUCAUUCGCGGCAAGCUUCACGAUCCGAUUCCAUUUAUACCAUUCGUCGUGAUUCAGUUGUCGGCCCUUGGCGGCGGGCCGCGUUCUGGCUGAUGCGCCGUCAGCAACCAGCUGUAGAUAACAGACAUCUAAUGGUCACUCCUAACCAUCUGGUCCCUGAUAAAACUCCUCCAAAGGAACAUCCAAAUGGACAUAGAUGUGACAAUAAAAUAAGAACUACUAAAUACACAUUCCUCUCAUUCAUACCUAAAAACUUGUUUGAACAAUUCCACAGAAUUGCAAAUGUGUACUUUAUUUUUAUAGUGCUUUUAAACUGGGUGCCAGCUAUAAAUGCAUUUGGCAAGGAAGUGGCUAUGUUGCCAGUGUUAUUUGUGCUUGGUGUUACUGCUAUUAAGGACUUAUUUGAGGACCGUCGCAGACAUCUCUCUGACAAGAGAAUCAACAACUCAUUUUGUCGAGUCUACAAAAAGUGA
Parnassius apollo (apollo) is the source of this 819-nucleotide messenger RNA. The record is from the annotation of a GenBank genome assembly. Lineage: Eukaryota; Metazoa; Arthropoda; Insecta; Lepidoptera; Papilionidae.